UAGUCUGUUUCAAAAAUUAGUAAACAAUCGAAAUGGCAAAAAUUCUAAAGAAUGAACUGUAAGAUAAACACGACAUUUUCUAAGAUAUCAAAAGAAGAACAAAUUACUUUAUGCAGGUUCUAGUAGGAGUAUUGGAACGACAACACGUUGACAGCUGAGGUCAGAGAUUGAAACAUCGUAAUUUCAUCAUAUCCGCAGAAGAAACACACAACAAGUGCACAUUGAACAUUCUGAUCGAAGCAAAACUUUAUAAUUUAAAAAAUGGGCGAUCACGUCGCUGAUCCAGAGGGUUCCACUUUUGUGAACCCGAUUUCUCUAGUGCUAGGAUUCCUGGCAAACUAUGGCUGGUUGGUGGUGGCGGGCGGUGCGCUCUGCGUGUACGUGGUGCAGCGCCUGAAGCCUGCCUUCAGGCGCUGGCAGGAGGCCAGAGAAGAUGCAGCUUAUCAUAAAGACCCUGACAAGGCGUUGGCGCGCAUGGAAGCUAUCCAGCGCGCACGCGAGCAGCAGCAGAGGGCGUUGGAGGCCGCCUCGCUGAGAGCCCUAGAGCAGGAGAAACAGCGCGAGGAGCGCAAGCGGCGAGAGAACCUGGAGCGCCUCGAGAAGUACGGCGCGGGCGCGGCGCCGGCGCGGCGCCUGGGCCACGGCGAAGAAUUCCUGCCGCUGAGCGGCGGGGCGGAGUCUUCUUCCUACCGCCGGCCCAAGCGCUCUGCGUGCUCUCGCGGCGGCUGCGGGCCAUAGGCCGCCGGCGGAGCGGCGCAGAGGCCGCCGGCGCCGCCAGUAUGUUGCUGCGGCACUGUCAACACUACUACCAACAGAGUCUUCACACCACAGCGUCAGUGCAUGGGCCAAAGAGUGUUGACUUUUAAAAAUAUGUUUUUUAAAUAUAGACACUUUUUGAUAUCGAUUUCGAUAUAAGAUUAUCGAUAUCGAUUUCAAUUAAAAUGGUGAACUUUUAGACGACUCUAAAUUCCAGCAAUGUAAGUCAGCGGUGACAGGCGAUAAAUCUGUGUUAAAUAAAAUCGCAUUAAUACAUUUUUGAUA
Molecule: messenger RNA, 1041 nt
Organism: Pararge aegeria (speckled wood butterfly)
Lineage: Eukaryota; Metazoa; Arthropoda; Insecta; Lepidoptera; Nymphalidae
Product: selenoprotein S A-like
Exons: 6
Coding region: 262-738 (158 amino acids)
Biological process (GO): endoplasmic reticulum unfolded protein response; retrograde protein transport, ER to cytosol
Cellular component (GO): Derlin-1 retrotranslocation complex; Derlin-1-VIMP complex; endoplasmic reticulum membrane
Source: RefSeq, a predicted model, not a curated record